AUGGGUGUCUGGUUAAAUAAAUAUGACUGUGUCAGAGACUUGAAAAAGAUCCUUCUUUGUUAUUUAUUAGUUUAUAUGGCUAUUUUAGUGAGCACAGACCAGGAUUUUUACAGUUUGCUAGGGGUAUCCAAAACUGCAAGCAGCAGAGAAAUAAGACAAGCUUUCAAGAAAUUGGCAUUGAAGUUGCAUCCUGAUAAGAACCCGAAUAAUCCAAAUGCACAUGCUGACUUUUUAAAAAUAAAUAGAGCAUAUGAAGUACUCAAAGAUGAAGAUCUGCGGAAAAAGUAUGACAAAUAUGGAGAAAAGGGACUUGAAGAUAAUCAAGGAGGAGGCCGAUAUGAAAGUUGGAACUAUUAUCAUUAUGAUUUUGGUAUUUAUGAUGAUGAUCCUGAAAUCAUAACAUUGGAUAGAAGAGAAUUUGAUGCUGCUGUUAAUUCUGGAGAACUGUGGUUUGUAAAUUUUUACUCCCCAGGAUGUUCACAUUGCCAUGAUUUAGCUCCUACAUGGAGAGACUUUGCUAAAGAAGUUGAUGGAUUGCUUCGAAUUGGAGCUGUUAACUGUGGUGAUGAUCGAAUGCUUUGCCAAAUGAAAGGAGUCAACAGUUAUCCCAGCCUUUUCAUUUUCAGAUCUGGAAUGGCUGCAGUGAAAUAUCAUGGUGACAGAUCAAAGGAAGAUUUAGUGAGAUUUGCCAUGCAGCAUGUUAGAAGCACAGUGACAGAAUUAUGGACAGGAAAUUUUGUAAACUCCAUACAAAGUGCUUUUGCUGCUGGUAUUGGCUGGCUGAUCACUUUUUGUUCCAAUGGAGGAGAUUGUUUGACUUCACAGACACGACUCAGACUUAGUGGCAUGUUGGAUGGUCUUGUUAAUGUAGGAUGGAUGGACUGUGCCAUCCAGGACAAUCUUUGUAAAAGUUUGGAUAUUACAACAAGUACUACAGUCUAUUUUCCACCCGGAGCCACUUUGUUUCUUAAUUCAUUGGAUGCUAAAGAAAUCUAUUUGGAAAUAAUGAAAAAUCUCCCAGAUUUUGAACUACUUUCUGUAAACACAUUAGAGGAUCGUUUGGCUUAUCAUAGAUGGCUCUUAUUUUUUGAAUUUGGACAAAAUAAAAAUUCAAAUGAUCCUGAGUUGAAGAAACUGAAAACCCUACUUAAACAUGAACAUAUUCAAAUUGGCAGGUUUGACUGCUCAUCUGCACCAGACAUCUGUAGUAAUCUCUAUAUUUUUCAGCCAUGUCUAGCAGUAUUUAAAGGACAAGGAACCAAACAAUAUGAAAUCCAUCAUGGAAAGAUGAUUCUGUAUGAUAUACUUGCAUUUGCCAAAGAAAGUGUUAAUUCUCACGUUACUACACUUGGACCUCAAAAUUUUCCUGCCAAUGAGAAAGAACCAUGGCUUGUUGAUUUUUUUGCCCCUUGGUGUCCGCCAUGUCGGGCUUUAUUGCCAGAGUUACGAAAAGCUUCAAAGCAUCUUUAUGGUCAGCUGAAGUUUGGUACACUAGAUUGUACAGUGCAUGAGGGUCUCUGUAGCAUGUAUAACAUCCAGGCUUAUCCAACAACAGUGGUAUUUAACCAGUCCAACAUUCAUGAAUAUGAAGGGCAUCAUUCUGCUCAACAGAUCUUGGAAUUCAUAGAGGCAUUAACUGGACUGAUUAAUGUUGGCAGCGUAGACUGCCAACAAUAUCAUUCCUUUUGUGCCCAAGAAAAUGUUCACAAAUAUCCUGAGAUAAGAUUUUUUCCCCAAAAAUCAAAGAAAGCUUAUGAAUAUUAUAGCUACAAUGGUUGGAAUAGGGACGCAUAUUCCCUAAGAAUCUGGGGUCUAGGAUUUUUACCUCAAGCCUCUGUAGAUCUGACACCUCAGACUUUCAAUGAAAAAGUUUUACAGGGGAAAAAUCACUGGGUGGUUGAUUUCUAUGCUCCAUGGUGUGGACCUUGUCAAAAUUUUGCUCCAGAAUUUGAACUCUUGGCUAGGAUGAUUAAAGGAAAAGUGAAAGCUGGAAAAGUCGACUGUCAGGCUUAUGCUCAAACAUGCCAGAAAGCUGGUAUCAGAGCCUACCCAACUGUUAAGUUUUUUCCCUAUGAGAGAGCAAAGAGAAAUAUUUGGGGAGAGCAAAUAGAUGUUAGAGAUGCAAAAGAGAUUGCUGCCUUAAUAGAUGAAAAAUUGGAAACUCUACAAAGUCAAAUAAAGAGAAAUAAGUGUGCCUGGAAAACCGGAGGGCCCUGCAUGCCUGUUCCUGUUGCCCCAGCCCAUGUGCUCUGUGCCAUCCGCUCUGCAGUACGCCCGCCCAGCCUUGGUUGUCCAUCACCCUGCUUCCACCCUUGCUCCAGCACCAAGGUCUUGCUUGUGCUCCAACGCGGGAUUCCUGCCUUCCGGGCCCGCCCACCGAUCUUGGUUCACCUGGACUGA
This is a messenger RNA of Chrysochloris asiatica (Cape golden mole), 2400 nucleotides long. RefSeq names its product DnaJ (Hsp40) homolog, subfamily C, member 10 (gene DNAJC10). NCBI's taxonomy places the organism in Eukaryota, Metazoa, Chordata, Mammalia, Afrosoricida, Chrysochloridae. The transcript is spliced from 21 exons. The coding region runs from base 1 to 2400 and encodes 799 amino acids. The record is from RefSeq and is a predicted model, not a curated record.